This is a messenger RNA of Manis javanica (Malayan pangolin), 949 nucleotides long. It is a transcript of the gene IL17F, whose product is annotated as interleukin 17F. Gene Ontology annotation, biological process: inflammatory response. Gene Ontology annotation, cellular component: extracellular region. Lineage: Eukaryota; Metazoa; Chordata; Mammalia; Pholidota; Manidae. The record is from RefSeq and is a predicted model, not a curated record. Gene Ontology annotation, molecular function: cytokine activity.
UGACACAUACACAGCAAGACUUAACUGCACAAAGCAGGCAACCGAGCAAAAUGACAAUGACUUUCCUGUGCAGCACAGCCAUGGUCAAGUCCCUGCUGCUGUUGAUGUUGGGGCUCACCCUCCUGAGGGAGGUGGAAGCUCGGAAAAAAAACAAAGCGGGGGAUGCUGCCCUCUGCCCUCCUCUGGAGGAAAACAGUGUGAGGGUUGACAUUCGCAUCCUCAAUCAAAACCAGGGUGCUCCCAUCUCAAAUGACCUCCAGAACCGCUCCAGCUCCCCCUGGGACUACAGCAUCACCCGGGACCCCCAUCGCUUCCCCUCUGAGAUCGCAGAGGCCCGGUGCAGGCACUCAGGCUGCAUCAACGCCCAGGGCCAGGAAGACAGCUCCAUGAACUCCGUUCCCAUCCAGCAAGAGGUCCUAGUCCUCCGGAGGGAGCCCCUGGGCUGCUCCCACUCCUUCCGGCUGGAAAAGGUGCGGGUGACUGUUGGUUGCACCUGUGUCACCCCCAUUGUCCGCUACAUGCGUGCCUGAGAGCUGUCCACCAGUUCAGCUGAAGAAUCCGUGGAAAUGCCCUCCCUUACCCGGUGCUCCGCAGCAAGUCCUGUGUGGUCCCAAUUCUCUCUGCUUCAUAGAGCCUGCAUGGAAUUCCCAAAGCUCUGUAUUAGACAUAGUAUUAACUUUCUUGGGGCUUCAAAUCAUAACAUAGUCCUGAGAUGUGCUAAUGUUCUGAUCCUCUGAAAAUGCAUGGAGGAGAAUGGAGCCUGUGGGCCCCUCUGUUUGUGCGUGGUGAUGACCACUUUCUAGCCAUGCGGUCCCCAUGACACAGUGCCAUUCCCUGGGAGCUCUGUUAGUAAGAUGGGCCUCUAUGUACAUGGAUGAAAUGUAGAAAAUACCACCAUGCUGUAAGAGUGUGUGUUGAGGGGCUGUGCAUGGGCAGGCGGGUGGAAAGA